AUGGGAUGCGUUCAGGCCAGGCCUUCUACAUACUCUCCUCAUGGUCAAGGCAUUGAGAAGCUGAAGUUGGAUGGUGGGUAUGUUAAGGGAGGCAGAGAAAGGAUACCCAUAACGAGAUCAUUAGCUCAUUUGGAAGAAUACAGCCUGAAGGAUAUUCGAAAACUGGAAGAUAAGCAUGUUGUGGGAGUGAGGUUGGUUGAAGAAGGGAGGGUGGUUUUGAGCGAGGCGGAGAGGGAGAGGAGUAGCGGUAGUCAGAACGUGUCGAGGAGGGUUGAGCCGGCGAAGAAGAUCGGAGAAGAUGAGCUUGUGGAUGGGUGGCCAAAGUGGCUGGUUGAUAAUGUUCCUGGAGAUCUGUUGGAGGGUUUGGUUGCCAAGAGUGCUGAUUCCUAUGAUAAACUUGAUAAGAUCGGCCAAGGAACUUACAGCAACGUGUACAAAGCUCAAGAUAGGGUCACGAAAAAGAUUGUGGCUUUGAAGAAAGUGCGGUUCAACACAUCGGAGCCGGAGAGCGUGAAGUUCAUGGCAAGAGAGAUAAUGAUGUUAAAGAGGCUUGAUCAUCCCAACGUCAUCAAGCUUGAAGGACUAGCCACGUCAAGGAUGCAGUAUAGUCUUUAUCUGGUUUUUGAUUUCAUGCACUCAGACUUAACUAAAAUUAUCUCCGGUCCCGGUGAUAGGCUCAAUGAAGCACAGGUCAAGCGCUACAUGCAGCAGUUACUUUCUGGUCUGCAACACUGCCAUGAGAAUGGAGUUUUACAUCGAGACAUCAAACCUUCCAACUUGUUAAUAGACAAAAAUGGAGUGUUGAAAAUUGCUGAUUUUGGGCUUGCAAAUCUUUAUCUUCCAAACAAAAAAUGCCCCCUUACAGGUCGAGUUGUGACACUUUGGUACAGAGCUCCAGAACUACUGUUAGGUUCCACAGAUUAUGGAGUUGGCAUUGAUCUUUGGAGUGCAGGAUGCCUAUUGGCAGAGAUGUUUGUUGGAAGGCCAAUUAUGCCCGGGAGAACCGAGGUUGAGCAGCUCCAUAAGAUUUUCAAACUUUGUGGUAAACCCUCAGAGGAGGAAUAUUGGAAGAAAAUGAAGCUGCCGACAACCUUCCGACCGCCAUCGCAUUAUAAACCUAGUUUUCAAGAAGCCUUCAGGGCUUUUCCUACCUCUUCAUUUGGUCUUUUGACAACACUUCUUGCUCUAGACCCAACCUCUCGAGGCACUGCUGCUUCUGCUCUCCAAAGUGAAUUCUUUACUUCAAGUCCCUUGGCAUGUGACCUUUCAGCUCUACCAGCACCCGGGAAAGAAAAGGAUGAAUCUCGAACAAGUAGUCGUAAGAAGCGCAGGCCUAAAACAAAGCAACCAUCUCAAACAAAUCGUGAAGGUCAUCGGACAGAGGACCUAAUUGAUCAAGCCAGUGGAGAUUUUGACGCUUCUAAAGAGGUAAAAUCGAAGAAUGAAGAGCCACAACAUAGCCAAGAGAUGGUUUACAAGGCAAGUAGCACUUCCUCUAGUGCACAAACGACUAGGCAUGGAGGGAACUUGCAUGAAUCCCUAUCCCCAGUUCUUCGUUCUCAUAAAAUACAAUCACCAAAAACUGAGGGUCAUCCUAAUGCUCUCAAGAACAUCAAGAAUCUUACCCUUUUUCAUGCCUCUAUAACAGAUAUCAUCAACCCGAAUGGAGGCAACAUAUUGGCUCAAUAUCGCAGGUCUUUUUCUGAAAUGGAUCUCCGAAAUCAUGAUCCAGACAAGAUAACAAAAUUAUUUCGAGUCAACAAAGAUAAGGCCACCAAGAAUGAUGCUUUUUUAGCUCAAGAUGAUAUAUAA
Molecule: messenger RNA, 1812 nt
Organism: Alnus glutinosa
Lineage: Eukaryota; Viridiplantae; Streptophyta; Magnoliopsida; Fagales; Betulaceae
Product: probable serine/threonine-protein kinase At1g54610
Exons: 7
Coding region: 1-1812 (603 amino acids)
Biological process (GO): protein phosphorylation; positive regulation of transcription elongation by RNA polymerase II
Cellular component (GO): nucleus; cyclin-dependent protein kinase holoenzyme complex
Molecular function (GO): RNA polymerase II CTD heptapeptide repeat kinase activity; ATP binding; cyclin-dependent protein serine/threonine kinase activity
Source: RefSeq, a predicted model, not a curated record